AUGAGAAACCGUCGAUAUGAAGCCUCCCCGCAAUUGCGCCGCCCCCUGCUUCGGUUGGGCAUGGACACUUGGAUGUCGGAUCUCAGCGCCGUGUCAGCGUCCGACUGGCAUUCUUCAUCCAAGUUGUCUAAGGCUUUAGAUCCGGCAUUGCCAAACUCAAUCGGUGCGGGAGUCGAAACACGCGUCAUCACGCCCGACGGCAGUCAGGGCAAUGGAGAUAUUCGUCAGUCCACGCGAUGGGAUGAUCGUCAGCUGAAUGCCCAGGACUGGGCUUCCGUAGCGUAUUAG
Aspergillus fumigatus Af293 is the source of this 288-nucleotide messenger RNA. RefSeq lists its product as uncharacterized. Lineage: Eukaryota; Fungi; Ascomycota; Eurotiomycetes; Eurotiales; Aspergillaceae. The record is from RefSeq and is a predicted model, not a curated record.